GCUACAUUGUCGCAGCAGCAGCAGCAGCAGCAGCAGAGAUAACUUGUCCAGCCGACUAGUAGCUCAGCUGGCUCAUAACAUCCUCAAUUUGAACCUCCUGCUGACUGGACAUGCAGGUCUGUUUUUAAUUUUUUUUAAAGCAGGAGAACUACUUACAACCCGCGGCAGAACAAGAGGGGUCUAUCACCGAUGUGGAGUAACAGCUGGCACAGACACUGACAGGCGGCGGAUACCAGCCUGCUCUGCCCGGCGAAGGGAGCCACCAGCCGGCCACAGGGAGCUGCAGGGGACGCCUCCCUGGAGCUGGAAGUCUAGCUCACUAGCAUUAUCCAGGGAGAGCCUUUAAAAAAUAUAACAUUUUCCUGUGUUGACAACUGCUGAAAAGUGACAUGGUGAAGAUGGAUUGAAACAUGAAGGGUGGAACUGUCCCAUCAUUAAAAUAGGAGGGCUUGCUCUCUUGAGGUUGUGCUCUGCAACUGAUCUGUGUGACUGAGCUGGGAGACAUAGAGGAAGAUGCCUCCCAGGCCGUCCUCAGGGGAGCUAUGGGGCAUCCACUUGAUGCCACCCAGGAUCCUGGUGGACUGCCUGCUGCCCAAUGGGAUGAUUCUGACCCUGGAGUGUCUCCGCGAGGCCACGCUCAUCACCAUCAAACAUGAGCUGUUCAAGGAGGCCAGAAAAUAUCCACUCCAUCAUCUCCUACAGGAGGAGACUUCCUACAUCUUUGUCAGUGUUACACAGGAAGCAGAGCGGGAGGAGUUCUACGAUGAGACCCGGAGGUUGUGUGACCUCAGACUUUUCCAGCCCUUCCUCAAAGUCAUUGAACCAGUUGGCAACAGAGAGGAAAAGAUCCUUAACAGAGAGAUUGGUUUUGCCAUUGGUAUGCCAGUGUGUGAGUUUGACCUGGUGAAGGACCCGGAGGUUCAGGAUUUCAGGAGAAACAUCCUGAAUGUCUGUAAAGACUCUGUGGAGCUGAGAGAUGCCAGUGGGCCCCACAGCAGAGCCCUGUAUGUUUACCCACCCAAUAUUGAAUCCACACAGGAACUACCCAAACACAUCUACAGCAAACUGGACAAAGGCCAGAUUAUUGUUGUGAUUUGGGUGAUUGUUUCUCCAAACAACGACAAACAGAAGUAUACAUUGAAGAUCAACCACGACUGUGUGCCUGAACAGGUGAUUGCAGAGGCCAUUCGUAAGAAGACACGCAGCAUGCUGCUGUCCCCCGAGCAGCUAAAGAUGUGUGUUCAGGAGUACCAGGGUAAAUACAUCCUCAAAGUUUGUGGCUGUGAUGAAUACCUUCUGGAGAAGUACCCCAUCAGCCAAUAUAAGUAUAUCCGUAGUUGCAUCAUGCUGGGCAGGCUGCCUAACCUGAUGCUGAUGGCUAAGGACAGCCUGUACACACAGUUGCCUACAGAUAACUUUGUCAUGCCGUCAUACUCUCGCCGCAUCUCCACGGCGGCAUCCUAUAUGAACGGCGAGGGAUCUGCCAAGUCGCUGUGGACCAUCAAUGGGACUCUGCGAAUACGAAUCCUCUGUGCCACCUAUGUUAACGUCAAUAUACGGGACAUAGAUAAGAUUUACGUGAGGACGGGUAUUUACCAUGGAGGAGAACAGAUGUGUGACAAUGUGAACACACAGAGAGUACCCUGCUCCAACCCCAGGUGGAAUGAGUGGCUGACCUACGACAUGUACAUCCCAGACAUCCCCCGAGCUGCCAGACUUUGCCUCUCCAUCUGCUCAGUCAAGGGCAGGAAGGGAGCAAAGGAGGAGCACUGUCCUCUGGCCUGGGGUAAUAUCAACUUGUUUGACUACACCCACACUCUAGUGGCUAACAAGAUGGCUCUGAACCUCUGGCCUGUUCCUCAUGGCCUUGAAGACCUCCUCAACCCCAUAGGAGUCACAGGCUCCAACCCCAAUAAGGAAACGCCAUGUCUAGAGCUGGAGUUUGACCAUUUCAGUAGUUCAGUCAAAUACCCAGAAAUGAAUGCUGUAGAGGAUCACGCAAACUGGACCAUCUCGAGAGAGCUGGGCUUCAACUACAACCUCUCUGGACAGAGUAAUCGUGUGGCCAGAGAUCACGGCCUGACAGAGAGUGACAGUGAGCAGAUGAAACAGCUCAGUAACAGAGACCCUCUUUCAGAAAUCACUGAGCAGGAGAAAGAUUUCCUCUGGAGACACAGGUAACCUCAAUUACUAUUGUAUGUAGAGGUUUCACAUAUGUACUGCCUUUUAAAGGAAUGGCCGUCCAUUCGUCCAGAGCAGGCCAUGGAGCUGUUGGACUGUAACUAUCCAGACCCCAUGGUCAGACACUUUGCUGUAAGAUGCCUCGACAAAUACCUGACUGAUGACAAACUGUCACAGUACCUCAUCCAGCUUGUACAGGUUUUAAAAUAUGAGCAGUACCUUGACAGUCCCCUGGCCCGAUUUCUCCUUAAAAAGGCCCUGACCAAUCAAAAGAUAGGACAUUUCUUCUUCUGGCAUCUAAAGUCAGAAAUGCACAAUAAGACAGUGAGCCAGAGGUUUGGGUUGCUGUUAGAGGCUUACUGCAGGGCUUGCGGCAUGUACCUCAAACACCUGAGCAGGCAGGUAGAAUCCAUGGAGAAGCUCAUUAACCUCACUGACAUCCUCAAACAGGAGAAGAAGGAUGAAACGCAGAAGGUCCAGAUGCGGUUUCUUGUGGACCAGAUGAAAAGACCAGACUACAUGGACGCUCUACAGAACUUCACCUCUCCUCUAAACCCUGCACACCAACUGGGAAACCUGAGGUUAGAUGAAUGCAGGAUCAUGUCAUCAGCAAAGAGGCCAUUGUGGCUGAACUGGGAGAAUCCUGACAUCAUGUCCGAGUUGCUCUUUCAAAACAAUGAGAUCAUCUUCAAAAAUGGAGAUGACUUGCGGCAGGAUAUGCUGACUCUGCAGAUUAUUAAAAUCAUGGAGAACAUUUGGCAGAAUCAGGGACUGGAUUUAAGGAUGCUGCCCUAUGGCUGUCUGUCAUUAGGAGACUGCGUGGGUCUUAUUGAGGUGGUUCGCAGCUCCCACACAAUCAUGCAGAUUCAGUGUAAAGGCGGCUUGAAGGGAGCCCUGCAGUUCAACUCCAACACUCUGCAUCAGUGGCUCAAGGACAAGAACAAGGGUGAAACGUAUGAUAUGGCUGUGGAUCUGUUUACGAGGUCCUGCGCUGGCUACUGUGUAGCUACAUUUAUUCUCGGGAUAGGCGACAGGCACAACAGCAACAUUAUGGUCAAAGAUGACGGACAGUUGUUUCACAUAGAUUUUGGCCAUUUCCUGGAUCAUAAGAAGAAGAAAUUUGGUUACAAGAGAGAGCGAGUGCCAUUUGUUUUGACGCAAGACUUCCUCAUCGUCAUCAGCAAAGGUUCCCAGGAAUGUGCAAAGACCAAAGAGUUUGAGAGGUUUCAGGAGAUGUGUUAUAAAGCCUACCUAGCCAUCCGGCAGCAUGCUAACCUGUUCAUCAACCUGUUCUCCAUGAUGCUGGGCUCUGGCAUGCCUGAGCUGCAGUCAUUUGAUGACAUUGCCUACAUUAGGAAGACGCUGGCUCUGGAAAAAUCUGAACAGGAGGCCCUGGACUACUUUAUGAAGCAGAUGAACGAUGCUCACCAUGGAGGAUGGACCACCAAGAUGGACUGGAUUUUCCACACAAUCAGACAGCAUGCACUAAACUGAUUCGCACACGAGCAAAAAAAAAAAAAAAAAACGCCAGUCCCACCACCAUGGAGUAUUUACUUCUGUCAGCCAGCAUUCAUCCAUCACAGAAGUUUCAGUUUUGCAAAGCAGACGCCAGAAACUGCUCAGUGAUGAUGGAAGUUUUGGAGCUUGAUAUUUUUUUAAUCACACCAGUACAAACUUUUUUUUUUAAACGAGGUUCCUGUUUUUCCUGCAUUUUCUUGCCAUGUUCCCUUCUUCCUUUUUGUGUGGUCUUGAUGGCGCUCCCCACACUACCCUCUGCUUGUUCUGGGUCUACAAGAGAGUGUCCUCCUCAUGUCCUUAAAGAUGUGCGCUACUUGGCUGAUGUUUGUAGUUCUGACUACUAUGCUUCCUCUGCCAUAUUCUUUUCAUACAUAAAAGAAGAAAAAAAAACCUUUUCACCUUAUACAAUCCACAAAUUGGAUAAAAGGUGUAAAGAAAAUGUAUCGGCCAAGCUAUAAAUGUAGCCAGAGUCCGACCCGCUGCUGUAUUAGUGCUGCACUGUGGCUCAAUCCCAGAGAGGAGAUGCUGGGGAAACUUUAUUUUUCUUUUCUUUUUAAAUCUUAUCAGUGCUGAGAAGACAGACAGAGGGCACAAGAAACUGUCUAAAUGAUCUUGUUGUACAGUGCAGGAUUGGGGGGGCAGUUAUGAUGAAGGAUACCACUGCACAGUCUUCCGCCAUCUUUGUGGUGAAGUCGCCCUCGUGACCUGAUUCAGUGUCAGCGCUCCUACCUUUUAAACCCUUUUGUGAGGAAAUGUCAAAGUUUAAAAAAAAAAAAAAAAAAAUUGCUUUGCGCCACUCUACAGUCUCCGUCAGCCUCAAUGGAACAGCACUUCUGGAACUUUUUGUCAGUGGUGUAACUUUAAGACUCUUGAAUAAACUUCAGGGUGAUGAUGCCUUUCCAUCGAAAAAACAGCACUUAGAAAAAAAAAAAUCAACAACAGAGUAAUAUACAAAUUUAUUAUGACUUUUUACAUUUAUUUAUGUAUCUUGUUUCAUUCAGUUUAUACAGUGGCAAAAACCCUGACUCAGCUCUUCAGAAACAUGCCAUUGUUUGUGUAAAUAUAUUUGAAUUUCUUUUUUUUUGUAUUUGUGUUUACCUGUUUGCAGCCUCUUUUGACUCCCAUGAGUGCAACUGCUCCCCCCUUUGCUCAUAUUUCUUAGUUAGGACUGCUGCUGACGCCUUUUUUUUUUUGCCUCUGUCACUUUUAAGUUAAACAUUUAUUCGACCUUACCAGUAGCUCCAUUUGUUUAAUUGUGGCUAGUUUGCAGCCCCACCUCGAACUUUCAACUUCAGUUUGUUUACGAACGCAAAAUGACAAGAAUGAAAGUGCCACUCUCACAUUUUAUGAAUAAUGGGACCUAUUUUGAGCCUCAGGCUGUCUGUUUUGUCAGCGAGCAGAGGCCCAGGGGAAUGUCACGUCUUCCUGUUGAUAAAAUGCCUUCGUGUCACAGCACAACACUCCACAACACUGCACACUGCUAAGCCCUACACACUUUGCUCAGUCGAGUUGUAGAAGACAAACCGUGACAGCACUAUUACUAUUGAAAAGCAUGGCUUCAUUUGACCCUAGUGAUGUGGUUGUAUUUCUAACCAUGUUAGGUUGAUGGAUUUUGGCAUUUCCGUCAUGAGAAUGUAUGCAUCACACAUUUUUUUAUCCAGAAAACACGCUUCAAUGAGCCCAUAAACCCAGGCAGUAUUUGACCUCUGUUUUCUGUUUCCAGGCACUGUGAAAGCCAUGAUCUCCACCUUUCUGUGAAGCCUGGAUGAUUUAGCAUUUAAACAAGUCACUUCUUCAUCAGCUAGACGUUACACUAUGUGGUCGAGGUUUAGUUAUGAGACUGACUUAAUGGUGAAAGGAAUGAAUUAGACCUCAAUCAAACUCUUUGUCAACUGACAUCCAAACACUGACCCAGUUUUAUAUGAUGGGUGAGGUUAGCUCGUCGACCCCGAUCACAUUUGAUUGGAUACAGUUAUGUAAUAGCCCCCAAGUUCAAGAUGACUCAUCAGAAAUAUUUUUCAUCUUUUACUGGAAGAGGGAGGAUAGGGAUUUUGAUAUGAAAACACUUCAAAUGAGUUUUUAAAAAACAUAUUUGCAUUAAAAAAAAAUCAUUAUUUUUUAUUUUACAUUGUCUUCGAAGCAGAUCAUAACUGUCUGGUCUCUGAAGUUACGUAAUUUCGGGAAUUUUCUAAAAAAAAGAAUGCAUUUUUUUAACACUUACAAAGCACCUUGAGUGGCGGCCUGCUUUACAGCAUUCGUCAGUUCAGUGAGGAGAGAAUGUAUUUUAUUUUACAAGAAAAGGUGCCUCAGAGCAGCCUCGUAACCCCCCCCCCCCCCCCUCUGCAGUAUGACAUUUGGAUGUGGGCAUGGCUACAUUAUCAUUUACAUUAAACUGGAUCUGUCAGGGAAAGAGAGAGAAAAAAACACUUUCCUUGUUUAACAGUUGAUUGUAUUUAAAAGCCAAAGUUGUGGUCUUGUUCUGAUGUGGCGCACGUGUGUGUGUGUGAUGUCAGAUUAUUGCAGCAUUAACGGCUCGAAUGUAUUUCAUUUCUAAUGCAGACCUUAAUCGCACUCAUCUUUUUUAUGUUUUUGCAUCCGUCGUGUUUUCUCUCUAAGGUGAGAUGCAGUGCCACUAAACAUGUUGUCAGCUCCUUUUUUCUAAACGUGCCAUGUCGGGACUGUGAAAGCUAAUGCUUGAUGAUGCAGUCGGUCGAAUCAGUUACAAACUUCUUCUUUUUUUUAAAGGGGAAAAAAAAGGGUUGGGGGUAUGCACUUAAAGUUCUUGUACUCAAUGCCUUUCUGUCCAAAAGUACACUGUAGGAAGAAAGUUAGCCUAGUAUGCAUGUUUCUCUUAAGCAGCAUUAACCAGUAUGUGUGUACAGUUACAGUCUAACCUCUUUUUUCUAUGUUAGGCUUCAUGUGUGACAAGCCUGUAGUGCUGUUAGCCUUUAUUUAUCCUUUCCCACGUAUCCUCCGAAUUGUGUGCGCGCGCGUGUGUUUGCGUGAGUGCGUUUGCCCAUAUGCAUUAGCUGUUUCUGUGCAGGUUGCAGAGCUUCAUUGGCAGGCCCCAAUGAGAAUCCACACUAUGUUUGUAUGUAUGUGUGUAUGUGUCCAUGUGUCUGCGUGUGACGACACUUAAACUGUUGCAGUGAUGGUGUCUCUAAAUGUUUUAUAAGCCUUUUUUCCCACUGGCUUGUAUGUGCCAGAGCAGAAGAAGAAGAAGAAAAGGGAAAAACAAAUGCUGAAGUUUUUAGCAUCAUUUGUAAAAGGAAACAAAAACGAAGGGGAAACUUUUUUCAUACAUCAGUUGUAAAAUGUAUUACUUGAAAUGUUACAAAUCGGAACCACAGUUGUAGUUUUAAAGUUUUAAACGGGAGAGUGCAGUGUCUGUUUAAUACUGAAGGGUGAAAGUGUACAUAUGUCGUACUGUAAGUAAGCACCGAAGGUUGAAGCACUAUGUUCAGACUGUUUGUUUGAUACUGGAUUGUGAAUGUUAUCGAUGCCGCCAUCAGACAUUUCAGAAUGAAGACUACUUAACGAAGGACUAAAGUUGAUAUUGAGGCCAACAUUUUUAAGAUCAGAUGCAGUGUGAACUAUGACAAAGUAGUUUAUGUGAUUUUAAUAAGAUUUACAAAUCCUGACGAUGACGCCCAGCUGUGAUAGUUCUCAAGUCCUCCUCAGAGCAUGUUUAAUUGUUUAAAGUUUUUCUUGGCCCUUAACAGUGGCGCUGAAUAGGUGCAGGAGUUCUUCUGUAAAGUGUUGCACUAUGUUUUCCUCCAUCAUGAGAAGGCUCUGAAGGCACCAGAGCUUUCUCCAACUAAACAAGAAGCUAAGCAAUGAAAACACAGACAGACAUUUACAAGUCUGCUCAUCACAGGAUCAGUUUGACUGGUUUUGUGUCGUGUUCGAGCUAAGCCGACUUGUCUGACUGUAUGAAUUAACAAUUAGCAGAAGAUUGAGUAUCACAUAAUGAUGUAUAACCAUCACACCUGCUAUUUUAGUAUAGUAGGUGAAAUUAGAAAUGGUUGAUUCUCCUUUAAGCCCCUUAUGAGAAGUGCUAAUACAUUUUCUGUGCAGUUUAACAGAGAAAGGAGGGAAAUCUGAUUUUCAUUCAUCCUCUAAUCAGUUUGUCCCUGCUAAUACAAUCAUCAUUUGAGCUGGGCAGACAGUGAACACAAUAACAUGAACUUUAAAAAAAUAAAAUAAAGAAGAAAAAGCAAUCCAAUAAAUUAUACACUAUCUGUGUUUUGAUGACUGUGAAAAAAAGUUUCUGUGUUCUUGUUAUUGUGUCCACCCCCUGUAUGGGCCCAGAUAUUCACCUUAAAGCAGUAAAAGGUGUUGUUUUUGUUUUGUUUUUUAACCUUAACUUAAGGAGUGUCAUUGUUUUAAGAGAGUGUUUUUUAUAAAGCCCUUCAAGAGGCUUCAAACUGAACGAAUGUCCAGAGUUUUGAACUCUUACACCCUCUGAUCUAAGAUCAAAUAUGACUAAUCAUUCAGAUUAUUGAUGAUUUGUGAUCUGAAACGUCCUAAAUUCUCCCUGGGAAGAAAAAUAUUGAUGUAAUGUCAGAUUGUUAUUUUUUUGUAUGCAGCACUAUUAACGACAUCGCAGCGUCUCACCAAUGUAUUUCCAUUACAUGCUGUCAAAACCUUAACCUAUACUAUGAAUGUACAACGGGCCAUGUUAUUGUAUUGUUUUUCACAGCCUACCUGCAUGAGAUUGGGUGACAAUGAAUAUUAUCCUUCUUGCUACCUUGUUUUGUGUUUUUGUUUUUUUGUUUUUUUAUUAGUCUGCUAAGCAGCCACACAAAUAUUUAUAAAUGAAUGCCUUAAGUUUGCUCCCUGUAGGAACAGUUCAUCCUCACAAUAACCUGCAUUUUCUUUAAUUUAUAAAUGUAUAUUGUGUUUCAUUUUUGGUUCCUUGGUCAUAGAGUAAAGGUUUGUACCCUGACUGACGGACUGACGGACUGACUGACUUACUGACUGACUGGUCAUCUGAGUGUUCUGUGAAGAUGUACAAAUAAAUUUGUUAAACAUUCACCCGGCUGUGUUUGCUCUUGUACACACACCCCCCCCCCCCCCCCCCCCUUCCCCCACCUCACUGAUCGACCAAGUUUGAGAGUG
Scomber scombrus (Atlantic mackerel) is the source of this 8820-nucleotide messenger RNA. Its product is annotated as phosphatidylinositol 4,5-bisphosphate 3-kinase catalytic subunit alpha isoform-like. Gene Ontology annotation, biological process: phosphatidylinositol-3-phosphate biosynthetic process; cell migration; phosphatidylinositol 3-kinase/protein kinase B signal transduction. Gene Ontology annotation, molecular function: 1-phosphatidylinositol-3-kinase activity; 1-phosphatidylinositol-4-phosphate 3-kinase activity. Gene Ontology annotation, cellular component: phosphatidylinositol 3-kinase complex, class IB; plasma membrane; cytoplasm. Lineage: Eukaryota; Metazoa; Chordata; Actinopteri; Scombriformes; Scombridae. The record is from RefSeq and is a predicted model, not a curated record. The transcript is spliced from 25 exons.